Molecule: messenger RNA, 690 nt
Organism: Knipowitschia caucasica
Lineage: Eukaryota; Metazoa; Chordata; Actinopteri; Gobiiformes; Gobiidae
Source: the annotation of a GenBank genome assembly
AUGGACGUCAAGCUUUCAGUCUGGAGCGUUUCAAUUAAUCUGACACCGACUCAGGCCCAAACAAGCAAACACAGAGCCUUUCAAGCCAAACACCACCUCCUCCUCCCCUCCACCUCCUCAACUCCUCCUCCUCACCUCCUCCUCCCCUCCUCCUCACCUCCUCCUCCUCACCUCCUCCUCACCUCCUCCUCACCACCUCCUCACCACCUCCUCACCACCUCCUCACCACCUCCUCCUCACCUCCUCCUCCCCUCCUCCCCUCCCCCCCCCUCCUCCUCACCUCCCCACCUUCUCCUCAUCACCUCCUGCUCACCUCCUCACCACCUCCUCACCACCUCCUCCUCACCUCCUCCUCACCACCUCCUCACCACCUCCUCACCACCUCCUCCUCACCUCCUCCUCACCUCCUCCUCCCCUCCUCCCCUCCUCCUCACCUCCCCACCUUCUCCUCAUCACCUCCUGCUCACCUCCUCACCACCUCCUCCUCACCUCCUCCUCCCCUCCUCCCCUCCUCCUCACCUCCCCACCUUCUCCUCAUCACCUCCUCACCUCCUCCUCACCUCCUCCUCACCACCUCCUCCCCACCUCCUCCUCACCUCCUCCCCACCUCCUCCUCACCUCCUCCUCCCCACUCUCACAUUCAGCUUGCCUUGUUGCCACCACCAGUGUCUGGGCCCCCGGGGGUCAUGA